AUGAUAACCAACUCACCACAAACAACAACCCAGAUAAUAUGUGUGCAAACAGAGCAUCUUCACCAUGACAACCAUUGAAGAGAAGAAUAUCAAGUCCGUGGCGACUCCAGUCGAGAAAGGCGAUCGUCUCACUCCAACGCCAGCAUCACGUCCCAACUCAAACAAGGCGGGCAUAUCAAUCAUCCAAUACGACCCCGCUCUUACGUCCAUAAUCGGCCCAAGCCCAACUCACGCCCUCCUCCUCUCCUCCCUAGACGCCUCAGCCAACGCCUUUUUCCACCGCGGAUGCGUCUACAUCCCUUCCCGGAAAGAGCUAUGGACGACCUCCGCCCCCCUCGCAGCAACCGACCCCACGCGGCCCCCGACAAUCCUCAUGUCCAAAGUCAACGUCGAGCCCAGCAAAACCAACGACACGCUCGCCGUAAAAUGGGCCAAGAUGCGCCCACCCCCAACCAUGCCCAUGCCGGCGGGCGGCUGCUUAGUCGGAGACGAUGUCGCCGUGUGGUGUUCCCAAGGAAACAUGGCCUCGCAGACGGGCGGCGUGCUGAUGAUGCAGGCGGGUAGGCACCCGCAGCGCGUGGCGUCCGGCUACUACGGCCACGACUUCAACUCGCCGCACAGUGCCGCCGUCUCGCCGCUGGACAACGGCAUCUGGUUCACGGACCCGUGCUGCGGGCACGAGCAGGACUUUAGGGCGCGUCCUCAACUGCCGCCGCAGGUGUAUCGGUGCGAGCCGAAGACCGGGGAGGUGAGAGCUAUGGCGGAUGGGUUCAAGCGGCCGACUGGGAUCGCGAUUGACGAGGAGUUUGAGACGGUGUAUGUUGCGGAUGCUGGGGGUGUGCGUGUUGAUGGGAGUCUUGACUUGACUGAACCGCGGAGUAUCUACGCUUUUGAUAUUGUGAAGCGGAGUGGUUCCGUCUUCUUGGCGAAUAGGCGGCUGUUUGCCCUGGCUAGGAGGGGUGCUCCCAUGCACCUCAUGUGCGAGAAUGGCAAUGUGUGGACGGCCUGUAGCGACGGCAUCGAGAUUUGGAGUAAUGGCGGUUCAUUACUUGGCGCGAUUCUAGUUCCAGGUGGUGUCAUGAGCUUCUGUCGUGGGCCAGAUGACACGGUAUUUAUCUGCGCCGAGCAGAGGUUGUGGAGGCUCCAGCUUUCUGGUGAUCAUUCAGUUGCUAGCCCAGAGUUACUUUGAGCUACAGUGAUAUAACUUUGAAGACUGACAUGAGGGUAUGGCUAUCAAAGUCUUCCUCAUAACCACGCUUAUUUUCAAGGGGGUGAGGGAGUUGUCGGAAGCAUGGGUGUGCAGUGGGCCUAGAAAGUAGCGUGGAAUUCCUGUAGCAUCGUUAGACAAUUAUUUACUCG
Colletotrichum scovillei is the source of this 1359-nucleotide messenger RNA. RefSeq lists its product as uncharacterized. Lineage: Eukaryota; Fungi; Ascomycota; Sordariomycetes; Glomerellales; Glomerellaceae. The coding region runs from base 65 to 1189 and encodes 374 amino acids. The record is from RefSeq and is a predicted model, not a curated record. The transcript is spliced from 5 exons.